GUUGUCUCUACAUAUUUCAGUUUCCACUGUGAUGUGGUACAUGAGCAUUCAUCAACACCAAGCAGUCAUUUGAGUGAAAACUUGUUGAGUGAGGACCAGGUUGGAAUUAAAUGAUUUUGUAUAACUUAAACAAUGGGUUUGUUGCUACCAUUAUUAAUAUUGUCACUAAUAAACUAAUAUCAUGCUAAAGCUCCAUGCAAAUGGAUGCAACAUUGUUUGCCAACAGCUCCCAACAUUGUUGGAUGUUACAUGUUGCGUCCAAUUGCACACCCUGUUGCAUGUUGCUGGGAAUUGUUCUUGUGUCCCUUUGCACAUAGCCUAUGUGCAAAGGGACACAACAACUGUUUGGAGUUAUUGGCCAACAAUGUUGCGCCCAUUUCGCCAGGGCUUUAAAGUUGUAAUACUUUGUACAGACACAUAGUCCACAUACUUGUAGUUAUUUUAAGCUAAGUACUCAUUUGAUCACAUUUCUUUCUUCUUUCUUUCCUACCUUUCUUCCUUCCUUCUUUCUUUCCCUUAUUCAUUCAUUCAUUCAUUUUUUGUUCGUCUGUUUGUUUUCCUGUUUGUUUGUUUGUUCGUUCAUUCAUUCAUUCAUUCAUUCAUUCAUUCAUUCAUUCAUUCAUUCAUUCAUUCAUUCAUUCAUUUAUUCAUGGUCAUUGUUUCUCCUCAGACUCUUUCUGAAUGUCUAUAAUCCUUUUUCUUUCCNCUUUGCACAUAGCCUAUGUGCAAAGGGACACAACAACUGUUUGGAGUUAUUGGCCAACAAUGUUGCGCCCAUUUCGCCAGGGCUUUAAAGUUGUAAUACUUUGUACAGACACAUAGUCCACAUACUUGUAGUUAUUUUAAGCUAAGUACUCAUUUGAUCACAUUUCUUUCUUCUUUCUUUCCUACCUUUCUUCCUUCCUUCUUUCUUUCCCUUAUUCAUUCAUUCAUUCAUUUUUUGUUCGUCUGUUUGUUUUCCUGUUUGUUUGUUUGUUCGUUCAUUCAUUCAUUCAUUCAUUCAUUCAUUCAUUCAUUCAUUCAUUCAUUCAUUCAUUCAUUCAUUUAUUCAUGGUCAUUGUUUCUCCUCAGACUCUUUCUGAAUGUCUAUAAUCCUUUUUCUUUCCAUUUUACUUUUUCUUCCUUUUUUUUCUUGUUGCCACUUUUUUCUUUCUGUGUCUGUUUUUUCUUUCUUUUUUCUUUCCUUUUCUUUUUGUCUGUUUGUUUCUUAAUUAUUUGUUUGUUUUCAAUGCUUUCUCAGGUACUCUGGUUGGAGCAACAGACUUUAAAAUCUUAUCAGUUAUAUUCUAACCUCAAUGUGCAGUUUGAUGAUCCAAGCAUCGGUUUGCAGUGGUACAUAGUAAGUUAUAGAAGUCAU
Porites evermanni is the source of this 1357-nucleotide messenger RNA. NCBI's taxonomy places the organism in Eukaryota, Metazoa, Cnidaria, Anthozoa, Scleractinia, Poritidae. The record is from the annotation of a GenBank genome assembly.